AUGAAAUUGCUCAUUGCUUUCUCUCUCUGGAUUGUGCUCACUGUACUCCAGGAACAAAUUUCUUGUUACUUUUUAAGUAUAUCUGCUUCUCCUGGCUACUAUCAAGACGGGGAUUUUGUGAUUGGAGGACUCUUCUCCCUUAAACUGUCAGGUAGACACAGCAAAAAUAAAUUUAAUUCUGGAAAUGAAUACAAUAUACCAGAAUAUGUUUACAUUGAUUUCACCAAACAUUAUCAGCACAUAUUGGCUAUGGUUUUUGCUAUAGAAAAAAUCAACAAGGACCUAAAUAUUCUGUUCAAUAUGUCCCUGGGAUUCCAUGUCUUCAAUGCUGACUUUACUGAGAUGAAGAUCAGCUAUGCUCCUUUUGACCAGAGCCUUGGGACCAGAGUCCAGCUNCAGUCUCCUUACCAGUUUCCUGUGCACACCGCAGCUCUGUAUCAGGGAAUUAUUCAACUGCUGCUAUACUUCACUUGGGUCUGGGUUGGCCUGGUGGUUCCAGAUGAUUUGCGGGGAGAACUCUUCCUUAGGGACNUCACAGAGGAGAUGAUGAACCAUGGACUUUGUGUUGCAUUUGNAGAAAAGGUUCAAGAAAUUAAUGCUGAGGACAAAGUAAACAAGAAGCUUUUAGAGGAAAAAUUCACAUCGACACGUGUUAUCAUUGCAUUUGGUGACACAUAUUCUCUUCUGGCACUUGCUGUUCACACCACUUUCUAUACUACUUUUCGUAAUGUCUGGAUCACAACUUCUGAUUGGGAUAUCACGUUUUAUUUUGAGCAACCUAGGAGUUAUGUAUACUUUGGUGGAGCAUUAUCAUUUACUGAUCGCAUGAAUCAAAUUCUGGGAUUCAAAGAUUUUCUCAGAAAUGUUCAACCUAGAAAAUACCCUCAAGAUAUCUUUAUUCAGGAUGUAUGGGUGAUCUUAUUUGAAUGUCCAUAUUUAAUUGAGUAUGAAGCCAGGCAACUAAGUCAAUGUGCGCCAAAUGGCAGNCUGAGCACACGACCUCUGCAUGUUUGGGAUAUGAAUACCUCACCUAUGAGCUNCAAAGUCCAUGCUGCUGUGUAUGCUAUUGCCCAGGCACUCCAUGAGGAGCUGUCCCUCAGAGUGGAAGGAGGAUCACUGGAUAAAAGUGUACUCCGGGCUCCUCUACCUUGGAAG
This is a messenger RNA of Mus caroli (Ryukyu mouse), 1155 nucleotides long. The record is from RefSeq and is a predicted model, not a curated record. Lineage: Eukaryota; Metazoa; Chordata; Mammalia; Rodentia; Muridae.